GAUACGUUCGAUAUAUCGCAAACGCUGCCAUCGCUAGAAAGUAGCCUGGUAUCUAUGAAAUACGUGGUUAAUUUGUUUGCAAAAAGCCCACGAGCAGGCCUAAAAUGUAUCAGCUGGGCACUGUGUAUAAAACUACUGUGAAACAGAAACGGGCCCACAACUAAUACCGAGGCCCAGCGAAACAAUGGCCAUGGCAACAGGCAAAGCUACGGAAGAGGAGCAACUAGAACAACAGCAGCAGCAGCAGCAACAGCAAACGCAACAGAAACAGUUAACUCUUCAGUCAAGAAUUCGCUUUGCCUUGUUCUUCAUUGCCGGCUGCUUGGCAGCAUUUGGCUUCCAUGCGCUGACAUCGUCGUCGGGCUCGCUGCUGGGCUGGCGACUGAGACUGCAUCAUCUGCCAACGGCUCACUAUUUGCAGACGCGCGAUGAGUUCGCCGUUUACUCGGUGGAUGAGCUGAAUGCAUUUAAAGAGUUCUACGAUAAGAGCGUGAGUGAUAGCGUCGGUGCUAGCUUAUCGGAGGCGGAGGAGACUAAUAUAAAAGAGGCAAUGGGUGCACUGCGACUCGCCCAGGAGAUGUAUAUGACGGGCAAGGAUGACAAGGCGGCGCGUCUCUUUGAGCAUGCCCUUGCCCUCGCGCCCAAGCAUCCGGAAGUGCUGCUACGCUACGGCGAAUUUCUCGAACACAAUCAACGAAAUAUUGUGCUGGCAGAUCAAUAUUACUUCCAGGCGCUCAGCAUUAAUCCAAGUAAUACUGAAGCGCUGGCCAAUCGCCAGCGCACAGCGGAUGUGGUGCAGUUACUGGACGAGCGUCGGCUCAGCUCGCUGGAUGAGAAACGGGAUGCCCUGUCGGCCAUACACGAGACAAACUCUGCAUUGAGACGAGCCAAGAAGGAGGCUUACUUCCAGCAUAUAUAUCAUUCAGUUGGCAUUGAGGGCAACACAAUGACUCUGGCACAGACGCGCUCUGUGCUGGAAACCCGAAUGGCUGUCGAUGGGAAAUCCAUUGACGAACACAACGAAAUUCUGGGCAUGGACUUAGCCAUGAAAUAUAUCAAUGCAAGCUUAGUGCAGAAAUUAUAUAUCACACUGAAGGACAUCUUGGAGCUGCAUCGCCGGGUGCUGGGCCAUGUGGAUCCCAUCGAAGGCGGUGAGUUUCGUCGCAAUCAGGUCUAUGUUGGUGGUCAUGUGCCGCCAGGUCCAGGCGAUUUGGCCAUACUGAUGCAACGAUUCGAGCAUUGGCUCAACUCGGAGCACAGCAAUUCGCUACAUCCGGUCAACUAUGCUGCGCUGGCCCACUACAAACUGGUGCACAUCCAUCCGUUUGUGGACGGCAACGGACGCACCUCGCGCCUGCUAAUGAACACGUUGCUAAUGCGCGCCGGCUAUCCGCCGGUGAUCAUACCCAAACAGCAGCGGAGCCAGUACUAUCAUUUUCUUAAGCUGGCCAAUGAGGGCGACAUACGGCCCUUUAUCCGUUUCAUAGCCGACUGCACCGAGAAGACGCUAGACUUGUAUUUGUGGGCCACCAGCGAUCUGCCGCAGCAAAUUCCUAUGCUCAUUCAGACAGAGAGCGAUGGCAAUGUAUUGGCCCAACUGCAGUCGCACACUCUGCACACUAGUUCACCGGAACUAUACGAAAGUGGUUCCGGCUCAGGUGCCGGUGCUGGUGCCAGUUCAGGACAGAAGGGAAUGCCCUGACACUCCUUUCCAGUGCUAAAGCUAAUUGAAUGGCUGCUCAAGACCCUUAGUAAAUUAUAUGUUGUAAAUUGUGUGUAUUUAGCAUAAAAUUUGUGGAUAACUGUAACUUGUUCAACAACAACAACAAUAACGCCGUUUGUCAGACUGUGAUCGUAUUUAAGCUAAAAGAUCUAACCAAAAAAAUAUCAACAAAAUGCUUUAUA
Messenger RNA from Drosophila navojoa, 1905 nucleotides. It is a transcript of the gene Fic, whose product is annotated as FIC domain protein adenylyltransferase. The record is from RefSeq and is a predicted model, not a curated record. NCBI's taxonomy places the organism in Eukaryota, Metazoa, Arthropoda, Insecta, Diptera, Drosophilidae. Gene Ontology annotation, molecular function: protein binding.